Chlorocebus sabaeus (green monkey) is the source of this 2023-nucleotide messenger RNA. RefSeq names its product EMG1 N1-specific pseudouridine methyltransferase (gene EMG1). NCBI's taxonomy places the organism in Eukaryota, Metazoa, Chordata, Mammalia, Primates, Cercopithecidae. Gene Ontology annotation, cellular component: small-subunit processome; nucleus. Gene Ontology annotation, biological process: rRNA base methylation. The record is from RefSeq and is a predicted model, not a curated record. Gene Ontology annotation, molecular function: rRNA (pseudouridine) methyltransferase activity; rRNA binding.
AGAUGGCUGCGCCCAGUGGUGGAUUCAAGCCUCGUGAACGAAGCGGUGGGGAGCAGGCACAGGACUGGGAUGCUGUGCCACCCAAGCGGCCCCGACUAGGGGCAGGAAACAAGAUCGGAGGCCGUAGGCUUAUCGUGGUGCUGGAAGGGGCCAGUCUGGAGACAGUCAAGGUAGGGAAGACAUAUGAGCUACUCAACUGUGACAAGCACAAGUCUAUAUUGUUGAAGAAUGGACGGGACCCUGGGGAAGUGCGGCCAGACAUCGCCCACCAGAGUUUGCUGAUGCUGAUGGAUAGUCCCCUGAACCGAGCUGGCUUGCUACAGGUUUAUAUCCAUACACAGAAGAAUGUUCUGAUUGAAGUGAAUCCCCAGACCCGAAUUCCCAGAACCUUUGACCGCUUUUGUGGCCUCAUGGUUCAACUUUUACACAAGCUCAGUGUUCGAGCAGCUGAUGGCCCCCAGAAGCUCUUGAAGGUAAUUAAGAAUCCAGUAUCAGAUCACUUUCCAGUUGGAUGUAUGAAAGUUGGCACUUCUUUUUCCAUCCCGGUUGUCAGUGAUGUGCGUGAGCUGGUGCCCAGCAGUGAUCCUAUUGUUUUUGUGGUAGGGGCCUUUGCCCAUGGCAAGGUCAGUGUGGAGUAUACAGAGAAGAUGGUGUCCAUCAGCAACUAUCCCCUUUCUGCUGCCCUCACCUGUGCAAAACUUACCACAGCCUUUGAGGAAGUAUGGGGGGUCAUUUGACAGUAGUAGAACCCGUUCUGAAACCAGAAACUGUUGAGGUCACAUCCUUUGACCCUGGUCUGAGCCGACUGCUGGAAGAUGAUCUUUCUGCACUGAGACUGGAGUUUGGGGAAGCCAAGGCUGUACAUUUGCUAUUUGUUUAUCCUAUGAAUACUGUUCUUGCAAACCUGGUUGUUUUGGGGUUCCUAAAGUAUCUAAUGGUGUAAAACUGUUUGUUCCCCUGGGACUUCAGGGACAGAUACGAGGUUACAGAGUUUACAGUUUGGUUCCAUGCUUUGAAGGCAGGCUUUAGCUCCUAGAUUCCUGUGCGCUAAAGGAGAGAACCCUGAUAAUCAGCCACGGCAAGGGUGGAGAAGAACUGUGAAAGACAGCAGUCAGGAAUGCUGGUGGUGAAAAACUGAACAAACAGAAGUGAUUUUAUCUAAUACAGUUCCAAGGUAGAAAAAGUGGAGCAGGUAGGGCCUCGCACCCCUCUCCGCCCCCCCAUGGGGGGGGUGGUGGUAGCGGCACAUACACAAUCAUAGUAACUUGGCAGAAGAAAAACACAAUAGAUUCCUGGCUAGAUGGGGAGAGAUAAGGCAAUGUUCAUGGGGGAGCCAGAGGGGAGAUGUGGACCCCUCUGCUCCUCCCACAAGAGUUUCCCCUUUGGGCCAGGCAUGGUGGCUCACGCCUGUAAUCCCAGCACUUUGGGAGGCGGAGGCGGGCGGAUCACUUGAGGUCAGGAGUUCGAGACCAGCCUGGCCAACGUGGUGAAACCCCGUUUCUACUGAAAAUACAAAAAUUAGCUGGGCGUGGUGGCACGCCUGUAUUCCCAGCUACUUGGGAGGCUGAGGCAGGAAAAUCACUUGAACCUGGGAGGUGGAGGUUGCGGUGAGCUGAGAUCGCGCCACUGCAUUCCAGCGUGGGUGACAGAGCAAGACUCCUUCUUCAAAAAAAAAGCUUCCCCUUUGGCCCCAAAUGAAGACUUGGCUGGCAGCAGAGGCACAACUGGAAGCAUCGAUCUUCCACCUCCCUGGCUUUUCCAUUCUCUGUGCUCUGGGGCAAAGGAGUGCUAUGAAAAGGGAGAUAAGUAGUUUCUGCACCAGUCCUGCAUAGGCCACCUGCAAGACAAGACAUAGGAUUGGAAGGCUGGUUAGUUACUCCCCUACUUCCUGGUCUGUAGCCCUUCCAGAUGUUUCCUAGCAUGCCUCAGUAAGUCACAGCAGUCAUUGCCCAUACUGUGUCCCUUGGUAGCCAGGCUAAUCCUUGGAAUUCACCCCAGAUUUCUAAUACUAUUUUUUUCCCCA